AAUCUCUGGAAUUAUUUGCAUUUUCAUCUAAUGUAGUUAAUUUCAGGAAAUAAUUUUUUUUUCAAACUGUGAAGUAACGGCAACAAAUAAUUAACUUACAUUUUUACUUCAUUGAAUUUUAAAAUGGCUGAUCAAAAUCAAAAUGAACAUGAGUUGUCAUUUGAGGCUCACAACGAUGUUGCUAAACUUGUCAUCUGUGUAGUUAAACAUCCGUUUGAUUUAGCCAAGACUCUUAUUCAAAUUGGAUAUGAACCUUUACCAUCUUUUCCAACUCGUAACAUUUUUGGACGACCUAAAAUUGGACUUCCCGGUGCAUUAUCUUACCUUGGCUUUGUUUUCAGACACGAAGGGGUCACAGGAAUAUUUAGAGGUCUCCCUUACAAUGUCAUCGAUUAUUUCAGUUAUAGAUAUACUUACAAUUAUAUUGAAAAAAACGUUGGUAAAUACUGUCCUUACUUGCAGAUUACCACUCCAGAUUUAUCCGAGGAUAGUGCCGAGGUGACUACAACUGAUAUCACAGCACCCAAUUUAAUUAUAAACU
Tetranychus urticae (two-spotted spider mite) is the source of this 541-nucleotide messenger RNA. NCBI's taxonomy places the organism in Eukaryota, Metazoa, Arthropoda, Arachnida, Trombidiformes, Tetranychidae. The record is from RefSeq and is a predicted model, not a curated record.